AUGGAUGGUUUGUACCUGAAAAUAACACAAGAAUUUACCCCUGACCCAAAAGAAGCGAGGUUCGGUGGGAAAGAAGCACCGAUGGCGGUUGAAAAAGGUGAUAUUAUUUUCGACGUUCGCAAGCUCGGGGAUGGAUGGUUGUGUGGGAAGAAUAUAAACAGCGGAAAAACAGGAAAAUUCCCCGAAAAUUGCGCGGCCAAACUUUCGGGAAGUAAGAAUGGAAACCCUGAAUCCGACAAGAAAGAUGAAAAACCUGCUGAAAAGAAAGACUCAAGCAAGCCCUCGUGGCUUCAAACACGAGCGAGUUCCAACACACCUUCUGCCAAGAAAACGCCUGAAUAUCCUAAACCUUUCGCCGGAAAUAUCAGGAGGUCGAGAUUGAAUGACAAAGAAGAGAAAAAGGAAACUUCGGGAGAUUCAGGAGUUGUAGAAGAUUCACCUGAAGGAAAUUAUGACAACGCUCCCGAUGAACCAAAACCAGCGAACCGCGACGCGUUGAAAACCGGAAACAAUGUCAAGGACGAUAAACAGAAGGAACCGAGAUCCCUGGCGACAAAUCUUCAGACAGAUCACAAACAGAAGCCAGAAGCAGCCAAAAGGAGUGACCCAGUGAAAGAAGCGAAAGAACCAGUGAAGGCUGCAGGUAGAACUUUUGGAUUAAGUUUGAGGAAAACUCGUGACGCUUUGAAACCGACGGAAUCGGAAACGAAGGCAACUCCGAGUACAGGAACGAAUGCGAGAAAUUUCCCGCGUUCGACCCCCGCUCCACAGAAGGCUUCACAGGAGGAUUUAGAAGAAAAUUACGAACCUGUUGAACAGAAAAGCGAAGAGAAAGGGCCAUUGCUGUCUAAGGUAACAACUAAAGCCAGUCAACCGAAGAAGGAAGCGAAAGCAGCUGACGUUAAGGCGGCAAGAAUUAACCCGAUCGAUAACCCGAAGAAAGAAAGCGAGAAAAAUCAAUCAAACGUGACCACUACUGUCGCUGCUGGGGGCACCGGAGUGAAUAUUCAAGAAAACCCUCUCGGGAAAGACGAAGGCAGUAUUUAUCAGGUUCCUGGUGUCGCUGGCCCGCCAAAACCGAAGCGAAGUUUUCCGUCAGGUUGCUCCGAGUGUAACGAACCUCACAUCUACGAUACACCGAUGCAUUACCAAACGCCACCCGGGUCUCCGACCGCGGCUGACAAACGAGAUGGGCGCGAAGCAAAGAUCGAGAAACCGAAAGAGGCGAAACGAAAAAGCGGCUCGACAAGUCUGAAGCCAACAUCAUCAGUGAUUAAGAAAACCAAGGAACACAUAAAACACCGCAUGGCUUCGUACGAGGACAUUGAGUUAGAAGGUAGACGUUCGCAAGAGAGUUUGAAAGACGCCGAGCACACUGCUAAGCGAGAGAAAGAGAAGCUUCUCACACCGAAGAAGCGACCCAGGUUGCGCAUUUUACUCGGCAUACUUUUAGGUUCACUACUGGGUGUGUUCCUUUUCCUAGCGCUAUAUCUCCUGGCCAAACUGCACGUUCUCUUAUGCGCCAUUUCCGCUCUGAUAAUCAGCAUUGUUGUGGCUACAGUGUUCGGGUUCCUCGACAAAACUCGAUUGCAGUGCAUCGUUCUUCUCAUUUUCCCGAGCUUGUUUGCUGCAGGCGGAAAAAUUGCAUUGUGGUUGCUGAUCACGUAUUUCAUAAUAUCAGGCCCGGUUUGCAAUUUUAUUAACAACGUACGAAUUGUUGCUGUUAGUAGAGAAUGCUUAAUGAAAAGUGACAGUUUAGCAGACAAUAGCAGCAUUGAUCCGCCUGGAUUUGUCGCCGUGAAUAACAACAAUCGAGCCGUUGUACAGCGAUUGCGGACCUACGAGAACCUCUCCCACUCACUUCUGAGUUACAUUAACAACUCUUUGGCGUUUUCAUCAUCUGAUCGGAAUGAUUAUUUAUCUGGACACGACAAUUCGUCAUCUGGGAUCAUUUGCAUGAACGCUUUUCAACGUGCCCACAACAUCUGCUCUUUCGAGAUCAACAGUAUUUAUGAAGAAUGUAACAAAACACUCGCCUCGCUGACAAAAUGCGAGUUCAUCACUGCAAAGAACGCGUGCGAUCACUUAUCAAACACUUACACGAGAAAUACGUGUGACAACAUAAACACUGUUAAUAUCGACACCUUGUUACAUAUUAAGAAAAUAGUAGAACAAAGCCCCGAGAAAAUCAAAACAAAAGAUGAUGUCACUGCUGUUACACCAGGAGAACUUUGUCAAUUUAUCCGGAUUGUCGAGAUACUUUUGCCAUUACUAUUAUUGGUUUUAUUUUACGAAGCGUACAGGUAUCACAAGCUCUAUCUCUCUUGCAAUGAAUUUGAUAAUCACUACCUCACGCUUCGGUUCAAAUCCAUCGAAGACAUGCGCAAGUCGAGCGGCGCCGUUGACUUACUGGUACCGCUGAAGAAGGCUGAGCUUGAAAAGUUUGUUCAGCCCACUGCUUGCCGGCUGGCAAAGUCUGAGAAGAAAAACGUGCUGAAAUACCUGCUAAUUUACCUGAUUUACUUGCUGUUUGCGCUGAUGUUCAUUUUACUAAAUCAUUUCUUCUAUGUUGUAAUCACUAACCGGGAACCGCAGUCCAAUACAGCUGAAGAGUGUCAUGCAAAACUGAAGAGUCCUCAAGAGUUUUACACCAUCACUUUGUCAACUCUACUUGGAGUGUUACUGCUGAUUAUAUUGCUUCAACCGUUCCCGCUUCGCUUGCGUCGCUUGAUCUCUUCGCGAUUCUACCCUAGAAGAGAGAAAAAACGCAUUGCCUAUCUGUAUUACAAACUCCUCGAAAAGCGCAAGACGUUUUACAAAUCUGUCAUUGAGAACAUGAAUAACUUUUCAGAGGAAACUGAAAUUCUUAAUAGACUUGAUGCAGUUUUGGUUCUCUGCAACAAUUUUAGCUGGUUAAAAACAGUGCUGGAGUUCGUAGGAGUGAACAUUCGCCGAUGCGCUGUUUGCGGAGCAGGAGUAAAUAGGAAGUAUAUUUUCUGUGAUACUGAGGACUGUGACGUCAUCUACUGCCGAACGUGUUUCUGGGACCUGGAAAAUAAGUGUCUAGGUUGUAUGAGUAGUAGCAAGAUGACGUCACGAUCGUCGAGUUUGAGUGGUCAAUCACAAAGGAAAAAGAAUGAUUACGUUAAACCUGUGUAAAGCUUAUGAGUAGCCAAAGACAUUUGCAGAUAUUAAUUUUGAUCAAGUCGAUAUAAUAUAAUUAUUCCAAGGAGAGACUGCAACUUACUUGCCAACAUUUAAUCGAGCCAAAACUCAACAUGGCAUAGCACUUGUGCAUUAAAGAAGUUUUAUUGAAUAUUUAAGAGACGCAGAAACGCUUUUGUGUCCGUCCUAAAAGCAGAGUCGUCGAAAGCAACCUCUGAGAGAAACCUUGUUUUUAUUCCACUGUUAUUUAAUGGUAGAGUUAUAACCGUAAACUGAAAUCAUCAAUUAAGUCUCGUUUCGUUACGUUGAAAUUCACUGAGAACAGUCGAACUCUGAAUAUCUGGACUAUUCGGGUCUGGAAUAAAAUUGACGAGAUGAUAAGAAAUGUGAAUUGUAAUACUUAAAUGUCUGACUUAGACGGAAAUAAAACUGAAGGAAUUUAAGCAUGAGCAAAAUGUUGUCUUCUUCAAUGUUUAGUGUCUACUUCAUCACUUUUAGGCUACUAUGUUCACACUAUAACCAGGUUUCGUACAGAGUCUUAAAUUCUUAAAAAAGUCUUGAAAUUUGUCCAGCUAUUCUCCGGACCUGGAAAAAGUCUUGGACUAGAGAUAAAGUCUUUAAAAAAUGAAAAAAGUCUUGAGUUUUUUUAAAAAGGUAAAACUAGUGCUUUAUAAGUGAAUUUUUUUGUCGUUUUUGUCUAAUUUUAUUCAACCUCGCCCGUUUGUUAACAGCACACCACGAAAAAUGCUUUGUUCCUGCUUUCUUAAGGUCUCUAUUGAUCACCUAUUUGAUAACCUUGAGUAUGGAAAAAGAAACUAUUGUUUUGAAAAGGGUCUGGAAAUCGUCUUGAAUUUUGGAUCCAAGAAAUCUGUGCGAACCCUUUAUAAAUGAUGGCUUUUGCACGAAAAAUCAUACCAGAUAGGGUUCAGUUCAUACACAAGAACCAGGGCGGAUAAAGGUUGGGCGGUGAAACGAGCGCUCCGCUCUUCAUUUUUAAAUGUGUGAUGCGGAGUAGGACUGGCACGAGCGCUCUUUCCGCGCUUCCGGUGCGCUUCAAGGCCGGCGAAAUUUUCCUUUUUGCAAACCGGAAAUCCUAUUUCCUUUCUGUGAUUUCAGACUACAGUGUUAAAUAGAUAAAUUCGUUUCAUAACAGUAUCAAUAAACAGUUUCAUAUGUUUGUGUCUGUACGUCUAUAAGUCAAACUUGUUGGUCGUAUAAUGCCAAAAUUUGCGUUUAAUUUCAAAGUGUUGAAUACGUCCUCCCUCCACUAAAUAUCACCUAAUCGUCUUUCGCCGUUUCGUUUGCAAAAGCUUAACACUUAUAAGUGAAUCAGAUAGGGUUCAGUUCAUACACAAGAACGGAGUGAAGCAGCGCCGCGUCGAUCUCCAAAGUGGAGAAUCACCAGCCUAGUCCAGAGGCGUUCUCGGCUCGGUCAAUCCUGGACUCUACCGUAAGCUGUGACGUCACCCAGAGAGGUGGGGCUAGAGAGUCACAUAUCGGAUAGUUCACACUAUGUCAGGUACCGUAAAAUUCCGAAAAUAAGUCCCUCCAUGUAUAAGCCCCUCCAAAUAUAAGCCCCCCAAACCGGUAACGCAAAAAACACUCUGUUACAUUGCCCCUCCAAAUAUAAGGCCCCCGGGGGCUUGUACUUGGAAAAUUGCCCUCAACUACAAUAAAGUAAAACAAAGCAAAAACGGUGAAUUUACUUCCAACUAUAAGAAUAGCCCCAUCGAUUUUGAAACGCAAAUUUCCCUCCGUAGAUAAGCCCCUUCGAAUAUAAGCCCCUCCAAAAACAAGCCCCCCAAAAAGGGUCUUUGAAAAAUAUAAGCCCCGGGGCUUAUUUUCGGAAUUUUACGGUAGCUUUUCGUCUCGGCACGAAAGCUAUCUGCUAUAGUGUGAAAACAGCCUUAGCGUUUUGCAGGCGCCUCUUAUUUUGAAGAGGAGAGUCAGUCUGUUCCCACUGCCGGAUCCAGAGCUUGAGAUAAGGGGUUGGGGGCACCGGUCAUCCAGACCCUUAGAUAAAAAGGAGAGGGCGGUCUCCCAAAAAAUUUUUUUCGGCCCUUCGGCGGCUCUCAGUUUGGUCUAAAAAUAAGAGGGGAACCGGGCCCCUCCCCUGGAUCCGUCAUAGAUCCUUACGACAUUUUCAGACCCUUUCCCUCUCAGAACGAAAGACUGAGUCUUGUACGACGUGUGAACGAAAUCCUUUAUUUGAGUGUGAAUGUAUUUAACACGGGAGUCUGGAGACGCGACCGCCAUUUUACGUGGUCAUUCGAGCCAAAAAUAAAACCUCUGCAGCUGUACUUUCACAUGGUAGUUCUUACGUUUAGUGUGUGGAUGAAAUCCUUUGGUGUGAUGACCAUUCCGAUGAAACCUCCUUGGCACUCCUUUGACAUGGUGUUAUUUUAGUUUUCAACAUUAAAUUUGAGUAGUUUUCUUGCUGUUGCAGACGCCGGUGCAAAAAAUUUAAAAGACACCAAACAAUGCGUUAACGGUCGUAGACGAUGACACAAAAGCCGGGGAAACAGUUGUUUACUCACCACGUCCCUUCGCAGGUAAUUCUCAAAGACCUGCAUAAUAGCUUAUGCAGCUAAACUCAGUGAAGUGCUUGAGUCUGAGGAACCGUUCCUUGACCGUUUCUUUCCAGGAGCCCACGUGAGAGCGGCGAAAAUGAGCCUACAGGUAAUUUUGUUAUUUCAAAGGGUCUUUAAUAACCAAAAUCAAUCUUGUUUUUUUAUUAUUUGUUGAAUGCUACAAAAGGAUAUUAUGAGUAGGUAUUUGAAAGGGUCAUAAAAGUGGUAUCUCCAGAUCUCUCUCUUUCCCUUGAUAUUACAAAUCGAGUUGACCCUGGGGACGAGGCACCUCCUAAUCCUGGGCCCGCGAUACAGACCAGCGUCACCUAAAAAUGGCGGACUGCGAAGCGUUCCAAGAUCGUGAAAAUCUUAUCAAUCUUUUUGCUUGUUAUGGUAAGGUGUACGCCUGGGAUGUAGAUGAUGUAAUCAAGAUGCGUUCACAGUAUCGCAUAGUUGGCUCUCUGAUAGGAUCGCUACCUCGCAAACCGAGACAAAACAAUGCUUUCUCUUUGCCGCUUCUUCUUUCUCGAGAGGAAACCACGUUGCUGCUAGACAAAGGUUUCGCCAGAAUCUUUUACAUGCCAAGAAACCUACCGAAACCAUCAGAUGNAUAGCUUAUGCAGCUAAACUCAGUGAAGUGCUUGAGUCUGAGGAACCGUUCCUUGACCGUUUCUUUCCAGGAGCCCACGUGAGAGCGGCGAAAAUGAGCCUACAGGUAAUUUUGUUAUUUCAAAGGGUCUUUAAUAACCAAAAUCAAUCUUGUUUUUUUAUUAUUUGUUGAAUGCUACAAAAGGAUAUUAUGAGUAGGUAUUUGAAAGGGUCAUAAAAGUGGUAUCUCCAGAUCUCUCUCUUUCCCUUGAUAUUACAAAUCGAGUUGACCCUGGGGACGAGGCACCUCCUAAUCCUGGGCCCGCGAUACAGACCAGCGUCACCUAAAAAUGGCGGACUGCGAAGCGUUCCAAGAUCGUGAAAAUCUUAUCAAUCUUUUUGCUUGUUAUGGUAAGGUGUACGCCUGGGAUGUAGAUGAUGUAAUCAAGAUGCGUUCACAGUAUCGCAUAGUUGGCUCUCUGAUAGGAUCGCUACCUCGCAAACCGAGACAAAACAAUGCUUUCUCUUUGCCGCUUCUUCUUUCUCGAGAGGAAACCACGUUGCUGCUAGACAAAGGUUUCGCCAGAAUCUUUUACAUGCCAAGAAACCUACCGAAACCAUCAGAUGAAUUAGUUGGGAAGUUUAAUGAGCUACGCAAAGAAAGUAUCAUCAAGCAAAAUGAGCAGUUUAAAAAGAUGCAAGAAGAAAAGAGAAAGGAACUAGCUGAUGUUAUAGCUGAUGGCAAGAAAAGAAAACGAGAAAAGCUUGCUAGUGGUGGGGCAAAGAAGUCGAGAGAUCAGAGUAGUGAAAAUCAGUUCAAUUUUUCUUGUAAUGAAAGCAAUGUGUUUGAACGAAAUGAUGAAGGGAAGGAGAAAAGUAAGCGAAAGAACGGCGAGGUUACAGUUGAUCACGAAGAUACCAAUCUUGCAAAAAAGCUAAAAAGCGAGGAAUUGAACAAUGAGAGUUUUGAAGCCAAGGAAACUAGUGAGAAGAAAGACUUAAAUCAGUCAAAUGAUAACUGUAAAAAAAUCAGUCAUGACAAUGUAAAAGAAAGCUUUGAGGAGUCAUGUAGCAAUUCUAUCUCAAAAGAAGCUAAUGAAACAAACCUGACCAAUGCAAAUGUUGAUCAAGAGAUUCAUGGAAAUAAACUUGUGGAUGAGACUGGACUAAAAACUACAAAUGAUUCAGAUACUAUUACCAAAGGACUAAACAGUGUUUCUGACAUGGGAAUAUUGAUACAUAUUCCUACGGUUAUGCCGCAAAGGCUGCCUUCAUUUCCACUUACAGACUGGACAUAUCCUCAAACAAGUUGCGAAAAGCUACGUUACCAGGUGUUUGUAGACCUUUGGGAGAAGGGAUAUUAUUUAACAUCUGGCAUUAAUUUUGGAGGAGAUUUCCUCGCAUAUCCAGGUGAUCCUAUUAGGUAUCACUCCUUUUUCAUCAUAAUUAUUGUUCCCUGGGGGAAGAAAAUUACACCAUUUGAGAUCAUAUCAGCUGGCAGACUGGGUGCUAGUGUAAAGAAAACUGCACUUCUUUGCUCAGUAAGUGAUGAAACUGGCCAAGUUACAUACACAUCAGUCAAGUGGAGUGGAAUAAGCUGA
Molecule: messenger RNA, 7924 nt
Organism: Porites evermanni
Lineage: Eukaryota; Metazoa; Cnidaria; Anthozoa; Scleractinia; Poritidae
Source: the annotation of a GenBank genome assembly